AUGCCUGAUAAUAAGAAAAUGCAAGAUAUCGAAAACACGUAUGAUUGGAUUGAAGAGGCUAUCGUUAAAGAACAUUUAAAAUAUUAUGAGUACAAACAUUUUAAUAACUUUCAACAAAUUGGUGCUGGAAAUUUCGGAAAAGUGUAUCGUGCGAAUUGGAAAACUUUAGAAAGACCUUUAGCAUUAAAGUCUUUUUUUAAUCUUGACAACACCACUGUGAAAGAAUUUGUUCGUUUGUUAAAAAUCCAACGUGAAGUUGACCUUUAUAAUAAUAUUAUGCGUUGUCAUGGAAUAACAAAAUUUGAAUCAGAAAGUCAUGAUAAUAAUAUUAAUUAUAUGUUGGUAAUGGAAUAUGCAGACGGUGGUAGUCUUCGAGACUAUUUGAUGAAUAACUUCGGUAAACUUACAUGGAAUGAUAAAUAUCUUAUGGCGCACCAGCUAGCUUGCGCUGUAUCAUGCCUGCAUAAUGAGAGGAUUGUUCAUCGUAAUCUGCAUUCUGACAAUAUAUUAGUUCAUCAUAACAUGAUUAAAUUGGCAGAUUUUGGAUUAUCAAGAAGAAUUAAAACAUCUAAUUUUCAAUCCAAAAUGAUUCCUUACAUUGAUCCAAAAAUCUUUGACAGACAAAGGAAUAAUAAUAACCAAACAACGCAAAUGUAUUCAUUAAAUGAAAAAAGCGAUGUUUACAGCGUUGGUAUAUUAUUAUGGGAAAUAACUAGUGGGCGACCUCCUUUUUAUGCUAAAGAUGAUGUUAAUUUAACUUUGAAAAUUGCACAAGGUCUUAGAGAAGCUUUGAUUCCCGAUACGCCAGAUGAUUACAUAAAAAUUUAUACUAAAUGUUGGGAUGAUGAGCCAAAUGUUCGUCCAACCAUAUUUCAGGUAGUUGAUUGGCUGAAAGCGAUAGUUACAAAAAUUGAUGUGACAAUAGAUCAGCAAUUUUCAAGCAAUCAAAAACUAUAUGAUAAUUCAGAAUCACGAGAAUUAUCCCAAUUUAUCCGAAACUUUGAUAAAAUAAAUAUAAAAGAAAUUGAUCCUAUAGCAGUGUCAGUAGAACAAGAGAAACUUUUAUUUGAAAAAGGUUUUAACAUAAUAGUUGAUGAAGUAAAUGAUUAUUUAGUUAAGUUAGCAAAUAAAGGAAUUGAUUGGCAAUUAUUAAAACUCCAAGUUAUUGAAUAUUUUAAUUAUCAUACUAUCGAUUUGCAAGAAAUUUAUAAUUGGUUAUUAAAUAAUCAAAAUAAUUCAAAUUCUAUUUUUUUACUUGGUUAUUUUAAUUAUUUUGGAAUUAAGACAAGUAAAAAUAUAGAGAAAGCAUUUAAUUUAUUUUUAAAUGCAUCAGAAAAAGAUCAUAUAUCUGCUCAUUAUUUUGUUGGAAAUUGUUAUAAAUAUGGAAAUGGAACUAAAAAAAAUGAAAAAUUAGCUUUUGAAUAUUGUGAAAAAUCUGCUAAUAAAAAUUUCACAAAUGGUCAAUUAGAUGUUGGUUAUUUUUAUAAAAAUGGAAUAGCUAUCAAUAAAAAUAUAAAAAAAUCCCUUUAUUGGUAUGAACAAGCUGCAAAUAGUGGAAAUGUAAUAGCUAUGCAUUAUCUUGGUAAUUGUUAUAAAGAUGGAAAAAAUGGUGUUAAAAAAGAUUAUAAUAAAGCUUUUGAAUUAUUUGAGCAGUCAGCUAUAGAAGGAUAUACAAGUGGAAUGACUUCAUUAGGAUAUUGUUAUGAUAAUGGCAUUGGAACUGAAGAAGAUAAACAAAAAGCAUUUGAGUUAUAUCAAAAAUCAGCGAAUUUAGGAAGUAUUUCAUCACAAUUUAAUCUUGGUAAUAUGUAUGAACAUGGAGAUGGAAUUACAAAUGAUAUAGAUAAAGCAAUUUAUUGGUAUGAAAAAGCUGCAAAACAAGGAGAUAAAGUAGCACAAAAUAAAUUAGAAAAACUUACAAAAAGUCAAUAACCUAGAGUAAAUUCUUUCUUUAUAUGUUAAAUUAAAUUAAAUUUGCUUCAUUAUUUUUUUUUUUUUGAAUUUACAAAUAAUGAAUAUAGACUUUAAAAUACAAUAUAUAAAGGAUCAUUCUUGUUACCUACAGGCUUACUGC
Rhizophagus irregularis DAOM 181602=DAOM 197198 is the source of this 2074-nucleotide messenger RNA. RefSeq lists its product as uncharacterized. Gene Ontology annotation, biological process: protein phosphorylation. The record is from RefSeq and is a predicted model, not a curated record. Gene Ontology annotation, molecular function: protein binding; ATP binding; protein kinase activity. NCBI's taxonomy places the organism in Eukaryota, Fungi, Glomeromycota, Glomeromycetes, Glomerales, Glomeraceae.